AUGGCGGAGGAGGGGAGGUCGCUGGCGGAGACGCCGACGUGGUCCGUGGCCACGGUCACCACGCUCAUGGUCGCCGCAUGCUUCCUCAUCGAGCGCUCGCUCUCACGCCUCGCCAAGUGGCUGCGGAAGACGAAGCGGAAGGCCAUGCUCGCCGCACUCGAGAAGAUCCGCGAAGAACUGAUGCUGCUCGGCGUGAUAUCGCUGCUGCUGAGCCAGACGGCCAGGUGGAUAUCGGAGAUCUGCGUGCCAUCGACACUCUUCACCAGCAAAUUCUAUAUGUGCACAGAGGAGGAUUUCGCCGAUCUGGACCAACAUGGGGACUCCGCUAACGAUACCCACAUUGCUAGAAUCCUAGUUGGCGGCCAGUCGAUGCAUGUUUGCGAUGAGGGUCACGAACCUUUUGUUUCAUAUGAGGGUCUUGAGCAGCUGCAUCGCUUUCUGUUUAUUCUUGGUUUUACUCAUGUGCUUUACAGUUUCGUGACAGUGGUUCUGUCGAUGAUUAAGAUAUAUAGCUGGAGGAAGUGGGAAACUCAAGCAUCUACACUCUCAAGGGAGCAGUUGCAACCUAGGAGAAAGGUUAUGCGAAGGCAAUCUACCUUUGUUUUUCAUCAUGCAUCUCACCCAUGGAGCAAAAGUAAAAUACUUCUUUGGAUGUUGUGCUUUCUGCGCCAAUUUAAGGGUUCUAUUAAAAAAUCAGAUUACAUGGCAUUAAGGUUGGGCUUUAUCACAUAUCAUAAGUUGCCGCAUUCGUACGACUUCCACAAAUACAUGGUACGGAGCAUGGAAGAUGAUUACAAUGGAAGUGUUGGUAUCAGUUGGCCACUUUGGGCUUAUGCAAUAAUAUGCAUCUUUGUCAAUGUUCAUGGUCUUAAUAUAUAUUUCUGGCUAUCAUUUGCCCCUGUCAUUAUCGUCCUGCUUGUGGGCACUGAGCUGCAGCAUGUUGUCGCUCAGUUGGCACUGGAGGUUGUUGAGGCAACAGCCACAAAUGUUGGAACACAACUGAAACUGCGGGAUGAUCUCUUCUGGUUUGGAAAACCUCGGGUUCUGUGGUGGCUUAUACAGUUCAUCUCGUUCCAGAAUGCCUUUGAGAUGGCGACAUUCUUAUGGUCUCUGUGGGAACUGAGUGCAAAUUCUUGCUUCAUGAAGAACCAGUACAUGGUUGUUAUUCGCUUGGCUUCUGGGCUGCUUGUUCAAGUUUGGUGCAGCUACAGUACACUGCCUCUUAACGUGAUUAUCUCCCAGAUGGGUUCCAAGUUCAAGAAGUCACUGGUCUCCGAGAGCGUGAGGGACUCCCUCCACAGCUGGUGCAAGAGGAUCAAAGACAGGAGGCACAACCCGCUCUUCAUGCGGAACGGGACACUCACGUCGAGGUCGGUCUGCUCCCUCGACACGACCAUCUACGAGACUGACCACGAGACUAACACGGUGUGCACGCUGUCGAGGACUGUGUCGGCGUCCUCCCUGGACGAGGCGCUGACUGUGGUCACUGUUGAUGACGACGAGGAGAUCUCUCACAUCGAGCAAGAUAUUCAACACCCUUAG
Molecule: messenger RNA, 1542 nt
Organism: Triticum turgidum subsp. durum (durum wheat)
Lineage: Eukaryota; Viridiplantae; Streptophyta; Magnoliopsida; Poales; Poaceae
Source: the annotation of a GenBank genome assembly